AUGGAAGUGGAAAGAUGUCCGUCAGAAGAACUUUUAAGCCAAAUGCGUAGCUUGGUGAAGCCAAUUCUAUUUUUUGCCCUAGCAGCUGUUGCGUUGUAUGUACCACUGGGAGACCCACAGGAAAGGUGUUGUUCGUCGGAAACUGCGAAACAGCGGAUCUCAAACACUUCCAUAUGUCAGCUAUACUUAGUAACAGUCAAAUUAUAUCAAAAGCUCAUGGAGUUUCUCGAAUUUGCAGUUACGAUGUUGAUAGACAUUCUUUACGAACUUAAAUUAAAGUUCUAUACUCUUCUCGGAAAACUGGACAGUAAAGACUUGUGUCGCUCCAUCUGUUGCUAUGAUAGUGUAGCAAAUGCGGAAGUGGCCAAAGAUGAUGUGGAUAAGAUAAUAGAAGAUGAGAUAACGCAGAAACUUGGCAAGGACCUGGUCCAGAGCAUUGAAAGAAAGUUCCAGGUGGAUUUAGAAAGAGCUGUGGAUAUGGUGUUAAUAAAGAUAAGACUUUUGCUGCAAAAUGGCACACAGCACAUACAGGAGAAGUUGCUUCAGCUGCAAAGCGUGAUGGAUAUGAUCAGAAGUCAUGGAGAUGAGGAGGUCGAAAAAUGCCUCGUUGAUAAACAAAACGAUACAUCCGCCUUAGCCGAGAAAGCCCUUCAUCAGAUGGUAAUUUGUGGCUAUGCCUUGAUCGGUCAGGAUCCUUCUAAAGCGGUCAGGACUGUUGCCAAUCUGAAGAGUAUGAUCAGAGAUGGAAUUAAGCCGAUAAAUGAACAAAAGAGUGAGAUUUACGAUUUGUUGAGAGCGUGUGGACACGAUCACGACUCUCUCAAGAAGGUCAUCAAAUGCGUCAUAUCCAAGUCACCCCUCAUGAAAUCAACCAUGAUGGAGAUAACCGGGAAACUUAUUGAUGGUGUAGUGGAUUUGACUAAACAAAUGGCGCAUGGCGCGAUGCACGAAGCCUGCCUCAUAGAAGUCAUAAAAUCUAUUGAAGAUGAAGCCUUAGAUGUGAUUGAAAGUGUUAAGAAGUGCGCCUUUAAAAAUAUAAGCUUUAUCGAAUUAGAUAAUUUUAUCGCACAAAAUAACGCCACGGUGUUGGACAUUGAAAAUAAAAAUAAAAGGGAAAAUGUUAGCGAAGUGGAAAGUCUAUUGAGGAAGGUGUUAGAGAAGGAUAACGCGAAUGAUAUGGACACACUCAAAGUCAAACUCAAAGAAAUGCACAAGGAUAUAGGCGGAAUCAAUAAUUUUAUAUUUGAUGAUAAUAAAAAGGAAUAA
This is a messenger RNA of Pieris macdunnoughi, 1266 nucleotides long. The record is from the annotation of a GenBank genome assembly. NCBI's taxonomy places the organism in Eukaryota, Metazoa, Arthropoda, Insecta, Lepidoptera, Pieridae.